UAGGUCUUUCGAGCCUCUCUCACCCCAAUAUAUACAUUUUUCUUUGCGUUUUUAAUAAAACUUCUGUGACCAAAAUUAGGUCUUUCUUCAAUUCUUCUUUCUCUCUGAAUCGUGUUUUGCUGGAAAUCGGAGAGCUCUGACCCCAAUUUCACGGUUUUGGGAUAUUCUUGAUUUUCCUCAGGUGCAAAGGCUUGAUUUUUCUUGCUCUUCUUCUUCAUAUUAGUAAUCUAUUAUGUGUUGGUGUUCGAUCGAAUUCGAUCAAGGCAAGGCGUCGUGUGUAUUUUUUUUUUUGUUUAAUAGAGAAUAAAUUAGCUCUGGAAUCGAGGAUCUUUAUUUUUUAGAUUAUUAAAUUAGGAACACUUUCUCUUUUGAUUUUAGAUGCAUAAUUGGAUCAAGGGCACUAAUUUACGAGUCAUAGUUGUGAAAGAGUGGAUUUUUAGCUGAAUUCAGGAUAUUCUCCAAUACUAAAGGUGUUGCUUUACUCUGUUUCUCGUUGAAGCUUGAGCUUUAAGAUCAGUUCUCUCGAUUGGUAUCAAUCUUUGUGGUUUUAAAUUAGAAAUUUGGGUUUUAGUCUUCAUAUGAGAUGGAUAGGUCUCAGCAUCAGUUAGGUGUGAAUAAGAUUGGGAAGAACAUAAAGAAGAGUCCUUUACACCAACAGAAUAACCGAUUGCAGAAAAUUAGACCAGCGGCUAAUGUUCCUCCUCCUGUCAUGGCUCAACCAACUCAUAACUUAGCUAGACCACCAAUGCAUCCUUUGCCACACGGUUCACAAUCAAUGGUGGGUCAUGGAGAUCAGUUUUGGUCAGCUGAGUGUCCUGUCUCUUUGUAUAGUCAUCAUUCGCCACGGUUCAAUGGUUCUUCACGAGAUACGCCUAUUUUGCCAUCUCCAAGGUUCAAUGGUCCUCCACAAAGACCACAACAGUUGCAUAGUAAUAGUCUUCCUUCUCCUAGAUUCAACGGUCGUGGGAUAUUACCCUCUCCUACGUCCCAAUAUCUUCUACAAUCUCCAACGGCUAACCGGAAUUUGCUCUCCACUAGAUCACCUUAUCCGCUGCUAUCACCAAGAAGCUUCACCGUCUCAUCAAUGGAUCAACCUGGAAUUCUCGGGCCAGGAACAUUUCCUCAGCCUCCUGCGUCUCCUGAUCUUGUGUCCCCAUCAUCACCAUCUGGGAUUCUCCCAAUCUCUAGUCCAAAUUGGAGAGGUUACUAAAAAGCUCCAUCUCCUUCACUCUUCUCUUUAGGUUGGAUUAUAUAUUGUGUACUAUGAAAGGUGCGAGCUUUUAGAGCUUAUAAGGAACAAGAGAAACAGAGGUUUAAAAACAAUGAAGUCCCUAGCUUUCGUAGAACGUCAAAGAUCUUAAAGUUUUAACAUUUUUGAAGCUUUGGCAAGAAAAGCAAAAAAUGACUCAAAGGUGAAUAAUUAACUUUGUUUGACUCGGCCAAACAGAACACAAUGGACUAAGAAGAGCUUUUAGUUUGGAUUAUGAUUAUUUUUGUGUUCUGUUUGGCUAUAAGCCUGUCACUCGUUAGCGGUAAGCCUAUAAGAAAAGGAGUUAUUUGUUUCCGU
Messenger RNA from Eutrema salsugineum, 1567 nucleotides. Its product is annotated as protein HAIKU1. NCBI's taxonomy places the organism in Eukaryota, Viridiplantae, Streptophyta, Magnoliopsida, Brassicales, Brassicaceae. The coding region runs from base 584 to 1210 and encodes 208 amino acids. The record is from RefSeq and is a predicted model, not a curated record. The transcript has a single exon.